This is a messenger RNA of Oncorhynchus nerka (sockeye salmon), 2039 nucleotides long. Its product is annotated as coiled-coil domain-containing protein 85A-like. The transcript is spliced from 2 exons. The record is from RefSeq and is a predicted model, not a curated record. The coding region runs from base 483 to 1937 and encodes 484 amino acids. NCBI's taxonomy places the organism in Eukaryota, Metazoa, Chordata, Actinopteri, Salmoniformes, Salmonidae.
CACUGCAGUCACGCUCUCUCCCUCUAUUCACGCGCAGUGCACUUGCCUGGCGAUGCUACAGCGGUUCCUCCUCCCUUAUGUAUUGGACUGUACAGCUACAAGAGGCGGGAGAUGCGCAUCAGCAACCCGCUACCCGCCGAAGCUCCCUUCACUUCAGGACGGAAGAUACUAAAUGUGGAUGCAUUCAGGUGCAAACUUGCAUGAACUAAAAAAUAGUCCAUGCCGGGGUUCCGGGAUGUUAGAUAGCUGCACGUAGCCUUUUCUAGGGCUAUAUUUCACUGUUGGACGAGGGAUUCGGCGGCGUCCUCAGCUGUUGCAUUUGGGGGCUGAAGUGUCAGGCAACUAUGCGAUUUAAUUUCGAACGGUAAUUCCGGAUCAGUUUGACUUGUGCGGCUGAUGCGAGCGGAGGUUGACUGUCAGUGCCCUCUGAGUUGUAUUUCAAGCCUGUUGUCGCCGGUAUUCCCGACAACGGAACCGUAGGGAUGGAAAAAGCUAGUCAGCCACAGCUUUCGCUGUCCAUAACAAAGAGUGAAAGUCCAGCGGAGGACAUCUCAAAUAUACAGGACGAGGACCUUCUCAAGUGGACCAAAGAGGAUUUGGUGCGGCGGCUCCGGCGGUCUGAAACCGAUAAAAUGAGCGUGAUACUGGACCACAGCAAUCUGAUCCGCGAGGUCAAUCGCAGCCUCCAGCUACACUUGAACGAAAUAAGAGGACUGAAGGACAUCAACCAUAAACUGCAGGAGGACAACCAGGAGCUGAGGGACCUGUGUUGCUUCCUGGAUGACGACCGUCAGAAGGGCAAGCGGGUGUCCAGGGAGUGGCAGCGACUGGGGCGCUACAGCGCCUCCAUCAUGAGGAAGGAGGUGACGUUGUACCUUCAGAAGCUCAAGGAGCUGGAGUUGCGGCAGGACGAGGUGGUCCGGGAGAACCUGGAUCUCAAAGAACUCUGUUUGUUACUCGACGAGGAGAAAGGUGGAGCAGGAGGAGGAGGAGGUGGUGGAGGGGUGGGGGUUGGUGGUGUAGGAGGAGGAGGGGGGGGAGGUUGUGUGGUGGGGGUGGCAGGAGGGUGUAGGAAUUCUAUCGAUAGCCAGAGUAGUUUGUUGCUGGUCCCCGGGACAGGGUUGUUGAUGAGGGACGUGGGGGAUGGGAGUAGUACGUCUAGCGCGGGGAGCGCCGACAGCUCCGAUCACCCCCACCACAAGCAGCUCCACCUGGUUACACACGCUGGUAGCCUCGGGGGCGGUGGAACUGGGAGCCCGGAGCAUCUCCAAAAGCCCCGGGCUGGCAGUGUGAGUGGAGAACGUGAGAUCCCCUCCAGCCCUGAACCUCCUCACCCCCAGGGCAGGCACCGUAGUACCAGCCUGGAGUAUCCCUACGCUAUGCCCCAGCUCUGCCGGCCCCGCUGCGGCUCCAUCUCGGUGCCCGACCACACCCAUAGCGCCCGUUCCAUGCGGGGGCUCAGCCCCGAGAAGUACGGCCGCAACGUGGGACGCCGGAGCCCCGAGUCCCAGCACCCAUCCACCAAGCACCACCACCUCCAUAGCUCCGACCUGCUUCUCUCCCAGAAACAGCAGCACCUCCUGGGGUCGGGUCAGGGCGGCAGCGCCGGGGAGCUCUACCAGAGGCACCACAGGGGGAGCAUCGGGGGCGGUAGCUGCUGUGGAAGCCCCGAGCCCAGACAGGCACAUCUAGGGUUGGGGACGCCAGAGCACCAGCACCAUGAGAAGGGCUGUGUGAUGUCAGCCGGGGGCAGUCCAGAGACUCACAGGCAUCAGUAUAGUGGGAGUCCAGACCACAUGAAGUUCGGCAGCCCUGGGAGAGAGGUACAGAAGAGACCGGCCACCGCUGAAGAGCUGUCACCGCAUCACAGGAGCAUCUACAACGGCAUGAACGGUAGGUGUUAUAAGACUGGUUAUAAGACUACAGGGGUUAAUUGAGAUUUCAAAGAAGUACUCAUUCAUAUACAAACAGUACACACACACACACACACACACACACAGACAGACACACAGACACAGACACAGACAGACAGGCAGGCA